UGCCAGCUCUCCAGAGACCACGCCAGACCACAACAGAAACCACUAACCGAUCGUAUUGGUGUUACCCGAAACCCAGAGCCUUCAAAACGGCAGCCACAAUUUCCAGCGCAGGACUGGGAGACAUCGCCGCGGGAGCCAAUCCGUACGCUGAUCUCCACCAGCAUUCGCAUCAUACGCAUCCGCAUCCUCAUCCGCACUCGCAUCCGCAUCCACAUCCACAUCCGUUCGCUAGUGCAGCACCCCUGACCGCCACCGACGGCUUCAAGCUGCGCUCCGAGGAACCGGUGCCGGGCUUCAGCUCGGCCUCCCCCUGGCCCACCCUGGAACUGGGCAUGGACUGGGGCCGGAAGCUCUAUCCGAGCGCCGUCUCCGGCCCCCGAUCCGCCGGAGGUCUGAUGUUCGGCCUUCCGCCCACCGCCGCCGACAUGAACCAGCCCCGGGGACCGAUGACCUCGCUCAAGGAGGAGCCCCUGGGCAGCCGGUGGGCCAUGCAGCCCGUCGUGGAUCAGAGCAAUUUGGGCAUCGGCCGCGCCCACUUUGAGAAGCAGCCGCCCAGUAAUUUGCGAAAGUCGAACUUCUUUCACUUCGUGAUCGCUCUCUACGACCGAGCUGGGCAGCCCAUUGAGAUCGAGAGGACGGCCUUCAUAGGAUUCAUCGAAAAGGACUCGGAGUCGGAUGCCACCAAGACGAACAAUGGUAUCCAGUACCGAUUGCAGUUGCUCUAUGCCAAUGGAGCCCGCCAGGAACAGGACAUAUUCGUGCGCCUUAUCGACUCAGUAUCCAAGCAGGCCAUCAUUUAUGAGGGACAGGACAAAAAUCCCGAAAUGUGUCGAGUUCUGCUAACGCACGAGGUGAUGUGCAGCCGCUGCUGUGAUAAAAAGAGCUGUGGUAACCGCAACGAGACGCCAUCGGACCCCGUCAUUAUUGAUCGAUUCUUUCUCAAGUUCUUCUUGAAGUGCAACCAGAAUUGUCUAAAGAAUGCCGGCAACCCGCGGGACAUGCGCAGAUUCCAGGUGGUCAUCUCCACACAAGUGGCCGUUGAUGGACCAUUACUGGCCAUCUCCGACAACAUGUUCGUGCACAAUAACUCGAAGCACGGACGAAGGGCCAAGCGGCUGGACACCACGGAAGGUACAGGCAACACAUCCCUGUCCAUUUCCGGUCACCCCCUAGCGCCCGACAGUACCUACGAUGGAUUGUAUCCACCUCUCCCAGUGGCCACGCCCUGCAUCAAGGCCAUCUCGCCCAGCGAAGGCUGGACCACCGGCGGCGCCACGGUCAUCAUUGUGGGUGACAACUUUUUCGACGGCCUCCAGGUGGUGUUCGGGACAAUGCUGGUGUGGAGCGAGCUGAUCACCUCACACGCCAUCCGGGUGCAGACUCCGCCGCGGCACAUUCCCGGCGUGGUGGAGGUCACGCUCUCCUACAAAAGCAAGCAGUUCUGCAAGGGAUCCCCCGGACGCUUCGUCUAUGUCUCAGCUCUCAACGAACCCACAAUCGACUACGGUUUCCAGCGCCUGCAAAAGCUCAUUCCCCGUCAUCCCGGAGAUCCAGAGAAGCUUCAAAAGGAGAUCAUCCUAAAACGGGCAGCCGAUCUGGUCGAGGCUCUCUACUCCAUGCCGAGCAGAUCCCCGGGCGGUUCAACGGGCUUCAAUUCGUAUGCCGGCCAGCUGGCGGUCAGUGUUCAGGACGGCAGUGGUCAGUGGACCGAGGACGACUACCAACGCGCCCAGUCGAGCAGUGUGAGUCCACGGGGCGGAUACUGCAGUAGCGCCUCCACGCCGCACAGCUCGGGAGGAUCUUAUGGGGCAACUGCGGCCAGUGCAGCAGUGGCAGCCUCCGCCAAUGGAUAUGCACCCGCUCCGAACAUGGGUACACUGUCCUCCUCGCCCGGCAGUGUCUUCAAUUCCACGUCAAUGUCCGCCGUGUCGUCGACGUGGCAUCAGGCGUUCGUGCAGCACCAUCAUGCGACGGCCGCCCAUCCACACCACUACCCGCAUCCCCACCAGCCGUGGCACAAUCCGGCCGUGUCAGCAGCCACGGCGGCGGCCGUUUAAGCGUUUCGGGAGCGUCCGGAGGAUCUGAGAUGGGGGAGAAGAAGAAAGGCCAACGAGGAGUAACGACAUUUUGUUGAAAUUAAAUGCUGCCCCCAGAAUCACGCCCUCGCGCCACCCAACCGCCAUCAGCACCACCCACACCCAGAAACGCACUGUAGUAGCCAGACACAAUCUAUCAAUCUGCAAGGACAUCCGAGGGUGUGUGGGGCAGGUGAUUCAAAAGCUGAGCAUUCAAAACACACAUCCACACCACAGACAACACACAAUUACGGGGUCAGCAGCCUGAGUUUCAAUCCCUUCGCCCUGCCCACCUGCAAUACCCAGGGCUAUAGCACCAGUCAGCUGGUGACGUCAACCAAAUAAUAUUACUACUAAAUGAGGCUAUUGGCAGGCCACCACCACCACCACCACCACAACUCCCCCGAUCACCACCUCACGAGAUGACCGAGUUCGCCCCGCCAAUCAAAAGAAGCUCGAAAGUGCAAUAAAAAACAGAAAAUGGUUCCAAAAUUCAAAAAACUCGAUCGAUAUAGUUGUAAAUGUUUAAAAAUUGAUGCCCGUUAUUUUUAAUUUUAUUUGAGUUUUAAAAAUACUUAUACAUAUAGAAUACCAUAUCAAUGUAAUGAGAAACAUAUGAAAAGGGGAGGCAUAUCAUGCAAUGGGGCUCAGGAUCGGGCAAUUAAACAGAAAUAAUUAUUGAUUAAACCCACAUCAUGUAAAUACUAUCAAAAUAAAUAUAAAGCCUAAUUAUAAUCGGGAAC
Molecule: messenger RNA, 2818 nt
Organism: Drosophila ananassae
Lineage: Eukaryota; Metazoa; Arthropoda; Insecta; Diptera; Drosophilidae
Gene: kn
Product: transcription factor collier
Exons: 12
Coding region: 333-2057 (574 amino acids)
Biological process (GO): regulation of transcription by RNA polymerase II
Molecular function (GO): DNA-binding transcription factor activity, RNA polymerase II-specific; RNA polymerase II cis-regulatory region sequence-specific DNA binding
Source: RefSeq, a predicted model, not a curated record